Molecule: messenger RNA, 5257 nt
Organism: Macrobrachium nipponense
Lineage: Eukaryota; Metazoa; Arthropoda; Malacostraca; Decapoda; Palaemonidae
Gene: hrg
Product: poly(A) polymerase type 3-like
Exons: 12
Coding region: 36-2171 (711 amino acids)
Cellular component (GO): nucleus
Molecular function (GO): RNA binding; poly(A) RNA polymerase activity
Source: RefSeq, a predicted model, not a curated record
UCCGAUCUAGAAGGACCGGAUGGCUUAAGUCGGCCAUGUUUGUUGUGAAGUUCCGAGGCACAGCUUUGUUUACCCAGUGCAAGGUCUUCUGCCUACCUUUUCCCGUGUUAUUAGCAAGUUUUAUCCCUUUUUCUGACAAGUGCGGCCACGAGACGAGUCUACCAGCGUUCCAGUGUGGGGUCGGUUCGCCAGUUGUCGCCUGUGAUUUGUCCGUGACUCCGGUAAAUGAGAUCAAAAUGGAAUCCUCCAAGACUCUGGGUAUGACCUCGGCCAUUAGUCUUGCAGGGCCCAAACCAUCAGAUUUAUUGCAAACAAGGAAAUUGGAGGAGUACCUUCGAGAGGCACAAAUGUUUGAGACAGAUGAAGAAAUGAAUCACAGGUUUGAGGUUCUGGGCAAGCUUAAUGACCUAGUUCGUUCUUGGAUUAGAGAUGUAAGCGUCAACCAUAAAAAUAUGCCACCACAGAUUGCAGAUACAGUUGGUGGUAAAAUAUUCACAUUCGGCUCGUAUCGUCUAGGUGUUGCUGGGCAAGGUGCUGACAUAGAUGCCCUAUGUGUAGCACCAAGACAUAUUGAUAGGUCAGACUACUUUUCCAGUUUCUCAGAGCUCUUAAAAGAACUGUCAGAGGUCACAGAAAUGAGAGCUGUAGAAGAUGCAUAUGUGCCUCUGAUCAAAAUGAAGUACGAAGGGAUAGAGAUUGAUUUGUUGUUUGCGAGACUGGCUCUUAAAGAAAUAAAUGACGACGUCGAACUACAAGAGGACAGUAUUUUAAAAAAUCUCGAUGAAAAAUGUGUCAGAAGCCUGAAUGGUUGUCGUGUAACAGAUGAAAUUCUUCGUCAAGUUCCCAACCGAGAAAGUUUUAGGUUAGCCUUGAGGGCUAUUAAACUAUGGGCCAAACGUCAUGGUGUUUAUAGUAAUGUAUUAGGCUACUUGGGUGGAGUAUCGUGGGCAAUGUUAGUAGCCAGAACUUGUCAGUUGUAUCCCAAUGCAACAGCAUCAACAUUAGUAGAAAAGUUCUUUUUAGUGUUUUCAAAAUGGUCAUGGCCAGCUCCUGUGUAUCUCAAGCAGCCAUCUGAUGGAAAACUGGGUUUUAAGGUUUGGGACCCUAGAGUAAACGUGCAAGACAGAUUUCACUUGAUGCCCAUCAUCACCCCUGCAUACCCACAGCAAAAUUCAACAUUCAAUACCACACAGUCAACAAAGGCAGUCAUGGUUGAAGAAUUCAUGAUGGGGCUCCAGAUCACAGAGGACAUAAUGUUAGGGAAAGCCACUUGGGAUAAACUUUUCCAACCUCCAAGCUUCUUCACCAAAUAUAAGCACUAUCUCGUCAUAUUGGCCAGUGCUUCAACCCCUGAAGAUCACCUAGAGUGGUAUGGUUUAGUUGAGAGUAAAAUAAGACACUUGAUCCAGACCCUGGAGCAUAAUCCAAUUAUAAAGACGGUUCAUAUUAAUCCACAAGCUUUCAGCUGUUGUCAUGAGGAGUACAAGGGUAGACCACACUCGGCAUGGUUCUUAGGAGUCGAUUUCAAAACGUGCGAAAAUGUCAAUAUUGACCUUACAAAUGAUAUCAACACUUUUGUUGAAAUAGUGUACAAACAAAGCACAUAUAACAAAGGAUACAGAGAUGGAAUGCAGGUUGACUGUAAAUACGUAAAGAGAAAACACCUGGGUAACUACUUAAGUCGAGAAGUCUUAGAUAAGUACAGACCAAAAUCUGAAGAUGGGCAGACCAGAUUGCCAUCGAAGAAACGGAAAUCUGAUGCCAGCCAGGCGGAUUUUCCGUUGCGGGAAAGCCCUGACUUUAACAAAAAGGCCAGGGUUGAUGGUAGUGUUCCAGCAAAAGCCGAUGAUAUGCCGGCUCAAAUUCCGACGCGGAAAAGGAAAUCGGAUGGUGGCCAAACUGUGUCGCCUUCGAGAGAGAGCCCGGAUUCCAACAAAAAAGUCAAAGUUGAAGGUGCUGUUCCCGCAACGUCUGUCCUCAAUGACGAUGACUCCAAUAUGUCCAUAGAUGAAGCGUACCCAAUUCCGGGUUUAAAUACAGAAAUGAAUGGUACCCAGUGUGCGUGUGCACCGCAUCAUCAUUAUGUCCGCCAAAGUGCUAUUGUCAGCGUUGGUUGUGACAGUCACAGUGGAGGAUGCAAGGGUGAUGGUGGUGAAACUAUCGUGUGUUGAACUUCCCGACAUCGUUAACCCAGACCCCCCAGAAUUGGCUGCCUGUAAACAGAAAUUUGUUAUAAAUAUUAAUUAAACACAAAGGGGUUUCAUCAGUUUUCGUACAUGUUAUGGCGGCUCAAGAACUGUAGAUGAUGUCAAGUAAGCGAAGGUGGCGACUGAUAUCAAAUUCUUACCUUAAAUGCGAUGGUGGUUUUAUUGGUUUAACAUAAAGGAGAUUUGAAAUGGAUUGGUCACAUUUUGAAAAAAAUGUAUGAUUAACUACUUAUGUUUUUUUAAUCGAGUGGUUAUGUAUUUCUGUCAUUAUUUGUUUACUGAUUGUAAUGUGAAAAAUUACAAUCAUAAGACAUUUUAUUUUACAUGAACUUCGAAAACUGAUUGGAGAGGGCCCCAUAAUUUGCUCACCUUCGAAAACUGUCAGAUACUUUUGAGUUUAACAGGUAGUGUUAUGGGAAGUCUUUUGAGACUAAAUGGGGGGGGUUUAAGUGAGCUACUGAAAUACUGUGUACUGUAUCGCUUUUCCAUAUUGGGCCUACAUUACCGAAUUUUGAGAGUUGUGUAUUACUUUGGAUAUUUAUAUUUAUGCCCAGUAUGAAUCCUGUUGUCAUUUCAUAAAACACAGACCACUACCUUUUGUGUCAAGUAAUUGGAAGCGAUGGUGAUGAAGAAGAAGAAGAAAUGUGUGCGUUGAUUGCAUAUACUUAAGUGUUCUUCAAGUGGUGUAGCACUUAGGGAUUGGUAGCAGCAGGCAAUAUCUAUACUUAUACUUUAUUAUUCAUUCCACUAUUCUUAGUACAUACAAGCAUUUAUCAUUCAUUGCAUGGUAGUAAGACAUGGUAAAGUACAAUUAUCCACAUUUUACCAUAUUUUUGGAAUGUCAUCCUCUAGAUAUGGUAAAGGGGUCCAAUUAGUACAGUGUUCUCAAAUACAUGAAACAGACUGUCAUCCUGGUCUCUUUUUAAUUUUUUCUUCGUUGAAAGAUCUUGAUUUAGUUGAAGUGUCUUAGGGAGAUUUAACUUUUUUAUUUUAAGAAAUUGAAUUUUACCAUUAAAUCUCUCUCUCAGUUAUCGACCUUGGUAAAAAAAAAAAGAAACAAAAAAGUAAAUUUGACGUAAUAAGGUUACUUUUAAUGAUGAUUCUUUGGUUUUAUGUAAAGUUAAACUUGCGUUGGAGUGAAGACAGUAUUUUUAAAAUUUACUUCAUCCCUGGCAUAUUUUCCCUCUUAAUUUGUGUAGGUUCAGUGAACUCAACUUUUUCUUGUUGUUGAAGUUAAGCUUAUCUUUCAAAUAUACGCAUUUUGAAGCGUCACUGAUUUGCUCCUUAGUGGAUUCAUGUUUGUGUCUGGCAACCUAUGGUCAAUUCUAGCCCUUAUGCUUAGAAAUUGUUUAAUGACAAAUGAUUUUUUUUAAUCCUCGAUAGUGGCUUCGUGUUUUAUAUAUCGUUUAAGAAGUCCAUUCAUGUGUGGUUGAUGUUUGUUUCUGGAUGUUGCUUAUUAAGGAGCAAUCUUAUGGGUGAGAUGUGUGUAAGUGUAUCUGUUUCAUGAUAAUGUUUAAGGAAUUUGUGAGCUUAAAAUCCUCAUGGACAGUUAGGUAUAAAAAAUAAAUUGGAAACAGAUUCUGGCAUAAUUUCCAUUUGAUGGAGUAGGUAUUUGAUUGUGGUACAAAGCAUGUUCCCAUUGUCCAGAACAUUGUUACAUAAAAGCAGAAGUGAACAGCAUCCACUGCCAGAUCUCUUCAGUUGAAAAAAGACUGGAUUGGUUAUAUUGUCAAGUAGUCUUUAUUAUGGUAUAAAAAGACCCUAUGUGAGCAAUGCAGGAUAUAAUGUAGCAGCACUGAAGUACAGUUGUCUGCUAGAUCUGCUGCUUCCUUUUGUAGACCACAUUCUUCGUAAGGACAAUAAACAUUAGGAAUCGAAUAUACAGUAAUUGGUGAAAUCUUUAAGAAGGGCUCUAACACUAGGCACUUGAAGAAAGACUAUUGCUCCCAAAUUUUUCUUGAGCUUAAUUUGCAUAUUUGGAUGUUAAGUGUGACAUUUCUUCUCUCAUGUAUUACCCAGAGUGGUAAUGAUAUGGACCAAACCUUGAAGAGGAGUGAGUUUUUUAUCCUGUUCCUGAAAUGAAAUUGCCGGGUGCUAGAUGCAUAACAAACUGGAGUAAAUUGUUGAAAAGAUGUACUUUUGAUCUUAACUAUUUUGGGACACCCAGUGCAUUUCUUAAGGAUGAAAAUUCUCAAAAUCAUAUUUUUGUAAUGAUAGCGUUGUUGUAGAAGGCCAUAAAUGUAGGACUUUAUUCAAUCACUAGGAUACUGGAUGAAGUUCUCCAUAGGGAUGCAUUACGGGCUGUACAAUUUGGUCACCAUGUUUACCACAUGCGAAGAAAGAGCGUACAUGAAGAUGGUUGUCUAUGAAGGUCGUAAUUUGUACUUGAUGUAGAAUUGAUACCUCACUUAUGAAUGUUAAAAUGCUAGUAGAGUCUGUACAUUGUGCUGCUUGCCCCCUGUGCUAUGAUGUCAUCUUCAUAUUUCAGUUAUCAUUUGGAUAUAGAAGUAAGGGUGAUGGGCUUCAGAUGUGUUUACACUUAAGAGCCAUUGUCAUUUGAAAGCUAAUCUAUUCUUUACAGGAUGCUAUGGAAGUGAAGUCCUAUAAAUGAUUAUGUUUUGUAUCUUCAUCAGAAAAUUUAAUGUAGUUUACUGAACAAAAUAAAAUUUAUAAAAGAAAAACUAAAAAAAAAAUUACGGUAGUGAGAUUGCUACUCCAUUCAUCUCUCUAAAGAUAGCAGUGAAAAUGUGAAGUUUGGUAGAAAUUUUAUACAAUCUUUUCCAUGUGCAAUCACAUGCUAUACUUUGAUCUGUUCUCAUAUUUACAGGUAAUUGUUUCUUUAGCAACUGAUGUAUAUUUAUGUAGUGGCAACAUUGUAUUCCGGAAGAACUUAGCGUGUACUGCGAGUAGUGGUGAAAUAUUUUAUACUCAGUGAUGAAAGCCUUCCAUGGCAAAAACAUUUAUUUUUCAAAUGUUAUGACAAAAGAAAAUAGCAAAAAAUAACAAAAGAGAAAAUGUAAAAUAAAAAAGAUAAAAGAUAAAAACAUUUA